AUGGACAGAAUGUGGGCGCGGCUCGAGGCGCUGGGCGGUCGCGCGCGGACGGAGGGGCGCAGGCUCGCGAACGAGUUCGAGGUGCUGAAUGUAAACUUUUACCGCUUGCAUCUGCUCUUCUUCAUCGUCACCCCGCUCGUGCUCGCCGCCAUCGCGUACGCGAGCAACGGCAGGUUCCCCGCGAGAUACGUCGACCUGCUGUUCUGCUGCGUCAGCGCGAUGACGGGCACCGGGCUCGCGACGCUCGAUCUUAGCGCGCUGACGGCGUGGCAGCAGACCAUCCUCGUCGUGCUCCAGCUCGUCGGCAGCCCGAUCACGGUCGCGCUCGUCGCGGUGUACGUCCGCCGGAGGUACUUCCAGCGCCACCUCCAGUGGAUCGUCAAGUCCGAGUUCGAGCGCACGCAGACGCGCGGUGCAUCUCUGGACGCGCGCGCGAACGACGUCGUCGCGCGCGGGCGCACCGGCACCGGCACCGGCACUGCGGACGCCAAUACCAUGCGGCACAGGGCGAACGCGGGCGGCGCGAACGGCACCGAGAACGAAAACGGAAUCAAAAGCGAGAACGGCAACGAGAGCGGCAACGCGGCCGAGACCGUGACCGAGAAGCGGAGCGGGGAAUACGACGCGCGCGCAGAGUCGAGGAGGCGCCGCGCGCGGUUCAGGCCGACGGUGGACGUCGACGCGACGCUCGUCGCGUUCUCGACGUCGCCGGAGCGCAUGAUGGCGAGCCCGCUCGCGCUCGAGCAGGACAUCGCGGACCACAUGUUCGGCCGCAGUGGACAGGCGCGGGCGCCGUCGGAGCGGCGCGUCGGUUUCGCGCGCCAGCGAGCGCCGACGCGCCGCAAGACGGUGCAGGUCGUCGACCCGGACCACAGCACCGACGACGCGUUCGGCGGGUUCGGCGAUCCGCUGAGCCUCCUCGCGCGCCUCUUUCGCCGGCUGUUCCCUUCCAUGCAGCAGCGGCUCCGGCGCUCGAUGACCAUGCCCGCCGAGUCGAAGCUCGUGCCGCACUACAUCAACCUCGACACCGUCCCGCAGGGCGCGCGCCCCGUGCCGUAUUUCACGUUCAACGCGCGGGUGCGCAGGAACUCGGUGUUUUAUGGGCUCUCGGACGACGAUUGUGAGGAGCUGGGCGGGGUGGAGUACAGGGCGCUCACGGCGCUGCUGUGGAUCGUGUCUUCGUACAUUAUUGGCACGCUUUUGAUUUCAUUCGUGGUCACCGCGCCAUACAUGUCGCUUGGUAAAUGGAAGUCCAUAUUCCAGCCGCCCCAGCAGCAUCGUAUCAUCAACCCCGUGUGGUACUCGGCUUUCGAGGUCGUCGGGGCUUGGGCCAACACGGGCAUGUCCCUGGUCGAUCAGAGCCUUGUUCCGUUCCAGACCGCGUACCCUAUGCUGAUCUUCCUCAUCUGGGUGGCGGUCGCGGGCAACACGGGAUUCCCUAUAUUAUGGGCGAUAUACAAGUGCUUCCCGAAAGCGUCGCAGACGCGCGAGACCCUCCACUUCCUGCUCGACCACCCCCGGCGGUGCUUCAUCUACCUCUUCCCAUCCCGCCAGACCUGGUUCCUCUUCACCGUGCUGAUCCUCCUCAACUUGACGGACUGGUUCUUCUUUUUGGUGCUGAAUAUCGGGAACGCGACGGUGGAGGCUAUUCCGGUCGGUACGAGGCUCGUGGUGGCUGCUGUGCAAGCCGUUGCGGUGCGCCUUGCGGGGUUUCAGUCUGUCGCGAUCGCCGCGCUGGCUCCUGCCGUCAAGGUGCUCUACCUCGUCAUGAUGUACGUGUCGGCCUAUCCAGUGACCAUGAGCGUGCGCUCGACGAACGUGUAUGAAGAGCGCUCGCUCGGGGUGUUCGAGGAGGAGGUCGACGACGACGACGACAUCGAGGACGAGGAGGACUACCCCGAGACGGACUCGCGCGUCGCGAUCUGGGGCCGCUACCUCGCGCGACACGCGAAGCGGCAGCUCGCAUUCGAUAUGUGGUGGCUCGCGCUCGCGCUGUUCCUGCUGUGCAUCAUCGAGAGACACCAGCUGAGCGACCCUUCUAGCGACUCGUGGUUCAAUCUAUUUUCCUUGAUGUUCGAAAUAGUGUCUGCGUACUCGACCGUCGGCCUGAGCCUCGGCAUACCCACGGCGAACUACGCGCUCACAGGCGCGAUGCACACCGUCUCGAAACUGAUCAUAUGCGCCGUCAUGCUCCGCGGGCGCCACCGCGGGCUCCCGGUCGCCGUCGAUCGCGCGAUCAUGCUCCCGAAAGAGUUCCUCGAGAAGGCCAGCGAGAAGGCGCGCCAGAUGAAGGCGCGCCAGGCCGCGAGGUCUUGGGAGAAGGACGCGCAUGGGCGGCGCUCGGGUGUGUAG
Heterobasidion irregulare TC 32-1 is the source of this 2352-nucleotide messenger RNA. RefSeq names its product potassium transporter. Gene Ontology annotation, biological process: intracellular potassium ion homeostasis; potassium ion import across plasma membrane. The record is from RefSeq and is a predicted model, not a curated record. Gene Ontology annotation, molecular function: high-affinity potassium ion transmembrane transporter activity. NCBI's taxonomy places the organism in Eukaryota, Fungi, Basidiomycota, Agaricomycetes, Russulales, Bondarzewiaceae. Gene Ontology annotation, cellular component: plasma membrane. The transcript has 15 exons. Bases 1 to 2352 code for a protein of 783 amino acids.